Molecule: messenger RNA, 2928 nt
Organism: Chrysemys picta bellii (western painted turtle)
Lineage: Eukaryota; Metazoa; Chordata; Testudines; Emydidae
Gene: SLC67A2
Product: major facilitator superfamily domain containing 9
Biological process (GO): transmembrane transport
Molecular function (GO): transmembrane transporter activity
Source: RefSeq, a predicted model, not a curated record
UGCUCAUGCUCGUCCCUCCGCUGCGGCCGCCGGCGCCGGGCCUGGCUGGAGAAUGGGGGCCUCGGAGCCGCCGCCAGCCCCGCGGCCGGGCCCGGCGGCUCCUCCUGCUCCGCGCGGGGCCGGGCCCGGCCCAGCCGCUUCGUGCGGUGCCUCUACCUGGUGGGCUUCCUGGACUUCUUUGGUGUAAGUAUGGUUGUGCCUCUGUUAAGCCUUCAUAUCAAGUCUCUAGGAGCAAGUCCAACUGUUGCAGGAGUAGUAGGAUCUUUUUAUGGUUUACUGCAGCUCUUUUCUAGCACGUUUGUGGGCUGCUGGAGUGAUGUAAUAGGAAGACAAUAUUCCCUGCUUGCCUGUAUCCUCUUCAGUGCACUGGGUUAUUUGCUACUUGGCAUGUCCACCAGUGUGUGUUUAUUUGCCAUUGCAAGGAUACCUGUAGGUAUUUUCAAACACACACUCUCCAUUUCAAAAGCUCUUCUUUCUGACUUGGUUUCUGAGAAAGAGCGUCCUCUUGUAAUAGGACAUUUCAAUGCAGCCUCCAGUGUUGGUUUCAUCCUGGCUCCUGUGGUUGGUGGCUACUUUACAGAGUUAGAGAGUGGCUUUUACCUGACAUCUUUCAUCUGUUCUUUUAUCUUCAUUCUGAAUGCUGGCCUCGUCUGGAUGUUACCAUGGAGUGAGGAACACACAGAUAGUGAUGAAAACGAACAGACCACCAGUAACAGUAAAGUGACAGCAAAGGCAAACUAUGACCUGCAGGUUCGAUCACUAGCUAAUGGAACAAUGAAAUAUGAUACUCCCCUCCAGUCCCUAUGGAUUCCAGUUGUGUCAGUGCUGAAGAGGAUUAAAAGCAUUGCAUGCUCUGAUCUGUGGGAUAUAUUUUUAGUACGGUUACUAAUGUCUGUAGCUGUAAUGCUGUAUUAUAGCAAUUUUGUUCUGGCAGUUGAAGAGAGAUUUGGGGUGAAACCUAAGCUCACAGGGUACCUCAUAAGCUAUAGUAGCACCGUUGGAGCACUUGCUGGUUUUCUACUUGGACCAAUAACAAGACUCUAUCAACAUAACUCUUAUGCACUUUUAUUACAUUCCACUGUUCUCACCUGUGUAUUGAUAAUGCUAUAUUCCACAGCACUCAGCAUAUGGGCGGUCAUUUUAUCGUCAACAUUUUUAGCAUUUUCAACCACUGUAGGACGCACUUGCAUCACUGACCUUGAGUUGACCCUGGGUGGGAAUCAGGCCAGUGGCACGCUCAUAAGAGUUGGUCAGUCUGUGACAUCUGUGGGACGCAUAAUUGCCCCUCUUCUCUCAGGAAUUGCACAGGAGUUCAGUCCCUGUGGCCCUCCAAGUCUUGGUGUGGGGCUGGCACUGGUGGCUAUUCUGAUAAUGCUCAUGAACACACCACGAUAUUGCAGUGGUAGAAAUGCUAAAUUAAAAAGUGAAUAGCAGCUUAUUUUGGACAGGCUGGUGCAUCGUCAAUAAAAUGCAAAGUAAUUCAAACAGCUGGGGAUACGUUAUACUAAAGAAUGGUGAGCACUAAAGAAACCUGUAUUGCAGCAACAGGCUGUUUUCUAAAAGAAAUGAUACAAGUUCAAGGGGAGGCCAGCCUGACUGAGCCCUCAGAUUCAUACAGACUUGUCUGCUGCAGGAUCAUACGUCAAGACAGGAAUGCUCAGAGCUGUAGUUCAGAGAGAAAUUCUCCUUCAAAGGUGCAGGUAUCAUUUAAAACCUUUCGUAAAUUGAGCGUUGUAUUUUCUUUAUGCUAAUAAGGUUGAAAUCCCUUCAAGAAAAAUGAUUCUGACUCUGAAUAUAUAAAUGGCUGAUGAAUAAUCCAGUUUGCAGCCGCACAUUGAAGCAUGAUGGUUAGACUGAUAGGCUCUUUGACUGAGAGAGACAGACAAGUGAAUUUUUUUAUUUAAACAAGUAAAAUUUGUUAUGUUCACUUAUCAGUAUGAGAAAUGAAGGCUGACCUGGAUAAACCAUUGGCCUCCUGUGACAAUGGCUUGUUGAUAAAUCAGAGGUUCCAUAUAUAACUUGUGACGCAUGCUCUGCCUAGAAGUUUUCCCAUGCAGCAUAAUUAACCAUUCCCAAGUGGCUGGCUGACAUUCUGCUUUCACUCCUCUGUCCCAGCAUUUCUGGUAAAUAGAGCUGUGUAUGCUCUAGCACGUAUGUUUCUUUUAUGUAUAAUAUAGAAGGUAGUUUAAGAGAAAAUGCCAUCGUGCAGAGUAAGGGUGAUUGAAGAUGAGACAAUGUAAAUUUUACUGGACUAUUGAACACCUCCUUCUGGCAACCUUCUGUCAUAAGUGAGUAUUUUAAGGAACUCCCAGAACUUCCUGUGCAAUUGUGUUCCAUCUUCAUUUUAAGAAUAACUGCUCCUUCCUGUUCUUUAGAUGGUUGUUUAAGACACAUUUUGGAAAAUCUAGUGAUGUUUUAAAGUGUUCGUUCCAUGUAGGAUUAAUCCAUUAUUUUUCAUCUCUGGAGACAUACAUUUAAAUCCCAAUUUAGGUAACCAGGGAAAAUGUGUGUGUCUGGCAGCUUAGUCUUCAUUUGUCUGCAUCCAUUUUAGCAGGCCAAAGCUAAUGGAAGUUGAUGCAGGUAAAGACUGAAAUGCAUUGACAGACUUAUGGGGAUGGUUUCCAUAGCAGUGACCCAUGCUAUACCAGGUUCAUGCCAGUGUUACUAGUCUGUCACUUUUCUGAGCAUUACAUUUGAUCCACUAAUUUAAAAAAAAAGUUUGUUCUUAUAGUGCCUUUUAUCUGAAAGUUUCAUAGCACUUCCCGUUUAAUUAUUUGAUGUAGUAUACAAAGCCUCUCUGCAGAUUUUUUUAAAUUGAAUUUAGCACGUAUGAUGUGCACAUGCAACUUUAAAUGUUACUUUAUAGCCGUCACAGCUGGUGUUUUUGUAAUUUUGUUUUUAAAUCAACUUUUCUUUCCUUCUUACAGA